UAUUUAGAUAUAGAUCCUGUAUUUACUGAUGAAGCUAUAAAAUCUACGCUGCUGUCUUCUGGAGAGUUUUGAUGUUGUAAAUGGAGACAGUGGGAGGCGCAAACUACAUCAUCCCAUAUCGAAUCGAAAGUAAAUCGAAUGAGGAAAUAAAAAAAGGCACACUUGCGAGACGUCCUCGUCCUACAGGUUCUCCUCUGCACCUGUACACGUCUGAUCCCGACGUAUUUAUUUGUAUUUAACUGGAAAAAAGUUCGCUCGAUCAUGUCCAGAGCAUCGACACUGAAAAUAAGCAGCGGGAGCGCGCUUCAGGUGGAAAACUUCCGCAAGUCCCUUUAUCAUGAGGCAGAGAAGUUGUUCUCCAGUUACAUCCCCUUGAAGAUUGUGCAGCUGGAUGCUCUGCUCAGGGAUGACGCCCUCAGUAUCACAGACAUGUCUUCGCUUCAGGCUCCGCUGGACAUCCCCAUCCCCGACCCUCCGUCCCCAGAGGACGAGGAAAUGGAGACCGACAAGAAUGAAGAUGAGGAGAAGAAAAAGAAGAAAGCGCCAAAAUGCGGCUUCAUCAAGGGGAACGAGAAGAUCAUGAUGCUUCUGGAUCGAGUGAAACCAGAGAUCGUUGCUCUUAGAGAGACCAUUAUCAUUGUGUCCUGCUGGAUCCAGCACCUCAUCCCAAAAAUAGAAGAUGGGAACGACUUCGGAGUUGCCAUUCAGGAGAAAAUCUUGGAGAGAAUCACCGCAGUCAAGACAAAAGUUGACGGUUUUCAGACCAACAUCAACAAGUACUUCUCAGAGAGGGGAGACGCUGUCGGCAAAGCUUCCAAAGAAACUCAUGUGAUGGACUACCGCUCGCUCGUCCACGACAAGGACGAAGCCAUCUACUCUGAGAUCAGAGUGAUCGUCCUCGACGUCCGCGGCUUCUACGCUGAACUUUAUGACAUCAUCAGCAAGAAUCUUGAAAAGGUGACCAAUCCGAAAGGAGAAGAGAAGCCGUCCAUGUAUUGAAGCUGGAGGGAAGCGGAGGUGAUGAUCUGGAGGUACCACAGGGUCAGAUUCUUCCAUCCUCUGCCUCACUGCUGUUGUUCACAUGGUGUAUUCAGCACAAACCGACUCGCUGUUCAGUAACUCUGCGUUUUCCUACCAAUCAGUUUCAUCUCUCGAUUUUUUGCUUCUUCAGCUCCAACAGGGACAAAAACAAAAAAAACUGGGUCAAAGUUUUCUUACUGCUGUUGUAUGAUGACACUUUUUUGACUUUGUACCACUAUUUGCACUAAAUAUAUCUGAGUGUGCUUCAUUGUUUGACUUUGUUUUCAUAAAUAGAUAAAAGACAAAUAAAGAAAAUUGUGUGAGAUUCUCA
Thunnus maccoyii (southern bluefin tuna) is the source of this 1351-nucleotide messenger RNA. RefSeq names its product proteasome activator subunit 2 (gene psme2). The coding region runs from base 262 to 999 and encodes 245 amino acids. The transcript has 12 exons. Gene Ontology annotation, cellular component: nucleoplasm; proteasome activator complex; cytoplasm. The record is from RefSeq and is a predicted model, not a curated record. Gene Ontology annotation, molecular function: endopeptidase activator activity. Gene Ontology annotation, biological process: regulation of proteasomal protein catabolic process; regulation of G1/S transition of mitotic cell cycle; positive regulation of endopeptidase activity. Lineage: Eukaryota; Metazoa; Chordata; Actinopteri; Scombriformes; Scombridae.